Molecule: messenger RNA, 4064 nt
Organism: Oryza brachyantha (malo sina)
Lineage: Eukaryota; Viridiplantae; Streptophyta; Magnoliopsida; Poales; Poaceae
Product: structural maintenance of chromosomes protein 3
Exons: 30
Coding region: 138-3752 (1204 amino acids)
Biological process (GO): mitotic sister chromatid cohesion
Cellular component (GO): chromosome
Molecular function (GO): protein binding; cohesin loader activity; ATP binding
Source: RefSeq, a predicted model, not a curated record
CUCUCUCUCUCUCUCUCACGCUCCUCGGCUACUCCUGCUGCUCCGCUCCUCGCACGCAGCGGAGUGAGCUCGUCUUCGUCCCCCAUCUCGGUGAGGAAUUUCAUGGUGGCCAGUUUGAUCUCGCCUUUGUCUCAACCAUGUAUAUAAAGAAGGUUGUGAUAGAAGGGUUUAAGAGCUACAGGGAGGAGAUCUCAACGGAACCUUUCAGCCCAAAAGUUAAUGUAGUUGUCGGCGCAAAUGGAUCUGGCAAAUCAAACUUCUUCCAUGCUAUACGGUUUGUCCUCAGUGACAUGUUUCAGAACUUGCGCAGUGAAGACAGGGGUGCUCUUCUUCAUGAAGGUGCUGGGCACUCGGUUGUCUCGGCUUUUGUGGAGAUAGUGUUUGAUAAUUCAGACAACCGUAUUCCAGUUGACAAAGAGGAGGUACGCUUGCGCAGGACUGUUGCUUCAAAGAAGGAUGAAUACUACUUGGAUGGGAAGCAUGUCAGUAAAACUGAAGUCAUGAAUCUGCUAGAGAGUGCUGGAUUUUCUCGCUCUAAUCCAUACUACGUUGUCCAGCAGGGAAAGAUUGCAUCCCUUACCCUAAUGAAAGAUUCUGAACGACUGGAUCUCCUCAAAGAGAUCGGUGGUACGCGUGUUUAUGAAGACAGACGGCGUGAGAGUUUGAAAAUCAUGCAGGAAACAGCCAACAAAAGAAAGCAGAUUGAUCAAGUUGUCCACUACUUGGAGGAAAGGCUGAGAGAACUUGAUGAAGAGAAAGAAGAACUGAAGAAAUACCAGCAGUUGGACAAACAAAGAAGAUCACUCGAGUACACUAUAUUGGACCAUGAACUAAAUGAGGCUAGGAACGAAUUAGCUUCAAUGGAUGAUAACCGAAGAAAUAUUUCUGAAAGAAUGUCCCAUGCGGAUAAUGAAGUGGUAGAUGUACGUGAGAAGAUCAAGAGUUUUGACAAAGAAAUAAAAUACUCAACCAAGGGGAUAAAUGAUACCAAGGCUCAAAAGGAAGGUGUAGAGAAGAAACGUACAGAAGCACUGAAGGUUGUUGCUCAGAUUGAGCUUGAUUUGAGAGACAUAAAAGACAGAAUCUUGAACGAGAAACGUGCAAAGGAUGAAGCUGCAAGGGAUUUACAAAGCGUGAGGAUGGAGAGUGAAAAGUCAAAGUCUGAAUUAGCUGAAAUUAGUAAGGUGCAUCAAGCCAAACUGAAGGAAGAGGAAGAAAUAUCAAAAAGCAUAAUGGACCGUGAGAAGCGGUUAAGUAUAUUGUACCAAAAGCAGGGGAGGGCAACCCAAUUUGCAAACAAAGCUGCCAGGGAUAAGUGGCUUCAAAAGGAAAUUGAUGAUCUUGAGCGUGUACUUUCAUCGAAUCGAAGACAGGAAGGUUUACUUCAAGAAGAAAUCCAGAAGCUUAAAGAUGAAAUUAAUAACUUGAACAGCUACAUUGAGUCUCGGAAAAGUGAAUCAAGCAAAUUAGAGUCUGCACUUGCAAAGAAGCACAAUGACUACAAUGACUUGAGGAAACAGCGAGACGAGCUUCAGGAAGAAAGGAAAUCAUUUUGGAAGGAGGAAGCUGAUGUGACAGCUGAGAUUGAUAGGCUAAAGGAUGAUCUUGUGAAGGCACAGAAGAGUUUGGACCAUGCAACACCUGGGGAUAUCAGAAGAGGCUUGAAUUCUGUUAGCAGAAUCAUAAGGGACCAUGGUAUUACAGGAGUUUUUGGUCCUGUAUUAGAGCUGGUUGAUUGUGAAGAGAAGUUUUUCACCGCAGUUGAGGUUACUGCAGGGAAUAGCUUGUUCCAUGUGGUUGUUGAGAAUGACGACAUAUCAACAAGAAUCAUUCAAGUUUUGACUCGAGAAAAAGGUGGACGGGUGACAUUUAUACCACUGAAUAGAGUGAAGGUUCCAGAUGUUAGUUGUCCACAUAGUCCUGAUUUUGUUCCAUUGUUAAAGAAACUAAAAUAUCGGGCCGAUCAUCGCCGUGCUUUUGAACAGGUUUUUGGCAGGACAGUAAUAUGCCGAGACCUGGAAACUGCAACCAAAGUUGCACGUGGUAACGGGCUAGAUUGCAUCACACUUGAUGGUGAUCAGGUUGCCAGAAAAGGUGGUAUGACUGGAGGUUUUUAUGACUCUAGACGUUCAAAACUGAAGUUUGUGAAAAUAAUUAGGGACAAUAAAACUGCAAUUGAGAAAAAGGCAGCACAUCUGGAGAAUGUUGGAAGCAAGCUAAGAGAUAUAGAUAAGAAAAUUACAGAUUUAGUUACUAAACAGCAGCAAAUGGAUGCUGAACGUGACCAUGCCAAAUCAGAGUUGGAACAAUUUAAGGUCGACAUUGCUAGUGCUAUGAAGCAAAUGGGAUCACUUGACAAGGCCCUUGGAAAGAAGGAAAAAUCACUUGACAACAUACGGAACCAAAUUGAGCAAAUCCAAUCUGGCAUUGCAAUGAAAAAUGAUGAAAUGGGCACUGAACUUAUUGAUCAGUUAACUUCAGAAGAACGAGAUCUUCUUUCACGAUUGAAUCCCGAAAUUACUGAACUAAAGGAGAAGUUUCUCUUAUGUAAAAACAGUCGCAUUGAGAUUGAAACAAGGAAAGAAGAAUUGGAAACCAAUCUAUCAACUAAUCUUAUGAGGCGCCAGAAAGAGCUUGAAGCAAUAAUUUCAUCUGCAGACUCUAAAACCUUGCCUCUGGAAGCUGAAUCAAAAGAGCAAGAAUUAAAAAGUUCAAAGAGGAGUCUGGAUGAAUUGACUGCAAUGUUGAAGGCUAAUGUUGAUGCUAUAAAUAACUUUACGAGGAAGAUGGAGGAACUGAAAAGACAAAGGGAUGAUCUGAAGGCACUUGAAGCUAACCUGGAGCAGACUGUACAAGAUGGUGCCAAGGAUUUGGAACAGCUCAUGAGCAACAGGAGUAUGCAUUUAGCUAAGCAAGAGGAGUGUAUGAAGAAGAUCCGAGACUUGGGCUCAUUGCCUGCAGAUGCUUUUGAAACGUACAAGCGGAAAAAUAAGAAGCAGCUGCAGAAGAUGCUUUACGAAUGCAAUGAGCAAUUGCAGCAGUUCAGUCAUGUCAACAAAAAAGCUCUUGACCAGUAUGUGAACUUCACGGAACAGCGUGAACAAUUACAGAGAAGAAGGGCUGAACUUGAUGCUGGUGAUCAGAAAAUCAGAGAACUCAUAUCAGUUUUAGACCAAAGGAAGGAUGAAUCAAUUGAGCGUACAUUUAAAGGAGUUGCGAGGCACUUCUGUGAAGUGUUCUCUGAGCUAGUGCAGGGUGGUCAUGGACAUCUGGUUAUGAUGAAGAAAAAGGACGGUGAUGCAGGCGAUGAUGAUAAUGACGAGGAUGGGCCUCGUGAACCAGAUCCUGAAGGGAGGAUAGAGAAGUACAUUGGUGUAAAAGUCAAGGUUUCCUUUACUGGCAAGGGAGAAACUCAGUCCAUGAAACAAUUGUCUGGUGGACAGAAGACAGUGGUGGCGUUGACACUGAUUUUUGCUAUCCAGCGUUGUGAUCCAGCUCCAUUCUAUCUUUUUGAUGAGAUCGAUGCUGCUCUGGAUCCACAGUACAGAACAGCUGUUGGCAAUAUGAUUCGCCGUCUAGCUGACAUGGCUGACACUCAGUUUAUAGCAACGACUUUCCGACCAGAAAUUGUAAAAGUUGCUGAUAAAAUAUAUGGUGUGACACACAAGAAUAGGGUGAGCUACAUCAAUGUGGUAUCAAAGGAGCAAGCUCUGGACUUCAUUGAGCAUGACCAGACUCAUAAUGCUAGCUGAGACUAAAAUGGAGCACAUAAUGCUUGUGCCAAUGGCAGAUGCUAACGUAGAGAUAGUGGAGCAGGCUGAUGUCUCGCUUUGCCUGGAUGUUAGAUGUCCAUAGUUGGUCAGUUGGACUAGUUGUGAAUAAGUAGUUAGCUUUUGGAACUGUAAGUCUCCAGCUGAUGUUAACAUUAUGUUCUGUUUUGGGUGCCACAUGUAUUCAGUUGUAUAUGCACCUUUUAAUGUAUGCCGUGUUACUGUAACAUCAUUGUUUGUUCCUGCAUGUAUCAACAAGGAUUACCAGCAAUGGGAAUUUAUUGUCUAUCCUAA